This is a messenger RNA of Vanrija pseudolonga, 2824 nucleotides long. RefSeq names its product Phosphoinositide 3-phosphatase (gene SPAC19A8.03). NCBI's taxonomy places the organism in Eukaryota, Fungi, Basidiomycota, Tremellomycetes, Trichosporonales, Trichosporonaceae. Gene Ontology annotation, cellular component: membrane. The transcript has 3 exons. The record is from RefSeq and is a predicted model, not a curated record. Gene Ontology annotation, biological process: phosphatidylinositol dephosphorylation. Gene Ontology annotation, molecular function: phosphatidylinositol-3-phosphate phosphatase activity. Bases 41 to 2785 code for a protein of 914 amino acids.
GGCAGCUGCGGCUCGCCACUCGCCACCAGCCCCACCCACAAUGGACGCCAUCAAAGUCGCCAAAGUCGAGCGGGUGAUCCUCGAACGCGCCGACCCCGCCCCGCCGCACGAGAGGACACAGCACGAGGGCACGCUGCACCUCACCCCGCACCACCUGCUCUUCUGCCCCACGCCGCCGGCACACUCGGAGGAAGAGCUCGACGAGGUAUGGAUCCCGUACCCCACCGUCAACCGCCUGCAGCGGCUGCCCCUCGUGCCGAGCGGCGACAAGCCCACCUCUGGCCGCUUUCCUCUGGUGGUCGGCACCAAGACGUUCGAUAACUACAUUCUGUACUUUACGCGCGACCGCGAAGGCGGCGCAGAGGACGUGUGGCAGAGCGUGCGCGACUGCGCCGUGUCGAGCUCGGUCGAGAACCUCUACGCAUUCUUCUACCACCUCCCCCCAGCAGAGGGGAGCAAGACGCCGCAAGCGACGACCUCGGCACUCCCCCUCUCGACGUCGCCCGAGAAGCCGAGCACCGAACCAGUAGCCCACGCCCCGCCGCCAAAGCACGAGCGCGUCGCGUCCGCCGGCGCUGGCGAAGGCUGGGCGGCCUUCAACCCACGCUCAGAGUUUGCGCGCCAGGGCGUCGGGAGCCGCACCAAGGCCUGGCGCUUCACCGACGUCAACAAGGACUAUGCGUUCUGUCCCACGUACCCCGCUAAACUUGUCGUGCCGAGCCGCAUCUCCGACUCGGUGCUCAGCUACGCGGCAAAGUAUCGGUCCAAGGCUAGGAUACCGGCGUUGUCGUACCUCCACUGGGCUAACCAUGCAUCAAUAACCCGCUCGUCGCAGCCCAUGGUGGGCAUCAAGAAUGCGCGCUCGGCACAGGACGAGCGCUUGAUCGAGUGCAUCUUCACCUCCCACCUCUCGCCAGACACGGCCUUUGCGACUACCUCCAACUCUCUGUCACCAUCACCCUCCUCGUCUGCCCUCCCGUCCCCAUCCAGCUCCCACAUCUAUGGCGCCACGACGACCAACCUCAUCAUCGAUGCCCGGCCGACCACCAACGCCGUCGCCAAUGUGGCCAAGGGUGCCGGAACGGAGAACAUGGAGUGGUACAAAUCUGGCAAGAAGGCUUACCUCGGCAUCGACAACAUUCACGUCAUGCGCAACUCGCUCAAGACGGUCGUAUCGGCGCUGACCGAGGCAGACGAGACUGGCGCGCCGCUCGACCGCGAGCGCCUGCGGAAGAGCGGGUGGAUCAAGCACAUUGGUGGAAUCCUCGAAGGCGCCGCGCUCAUCGUGAAGAACGUGCACGUCAACUCGUCGCACGUACUCAUCCACUGCUCGGACGGAUGGGACCGCACGUCGCAGCUCAGCGCGAUUGCACAGGUGUGCCUCGACCCGUACUACCGCACGCUCGAGGGCUUCAAGGUCCUGGUAGAGAAGGACUGGCUGUCGUUUGGCCACAUGUUCCUCCAGCGCUCGGGACACCUUUCCUCCACCAAGCUGUUCACCGCGACGCCCGACAACAUUGACGGCGACGAGGAGAGCGAUGACGACUUCGGCAACGCUGUCAAGGGCGUCACUGCGUUCUUCGGCUCCGUGACCAAGUCGUUCAGCUCGAGCUCGCACCUUAAGGAGAUCUCGCCCGUGUUCCACCAGUUCCUUGACGCGGUGCGCCAGAUCCAGAGGCAGCACCCUGAGCGCUUCGAGUUCAACGAAGAGUACCUCCUCGACCUCAUGUUCCACCUCUACUCUUGCCAGUUCGGCACCUUCCUGUUCGACAACGAGCGGACACGGCGCGUGGCGCACGGACACAAGGGGGCCUACACCGACCGCACCGUGUCGGCAUGGGAGUGGUUUGACAGGCCAGAGCAGCGCGAGCGCUACCUGAACGCCGAGUACAAGCCCGAGCUCGACGACCGCAACGCACGCGACCACGACGCAGACCUCGGCGUACUGUUCAUCGACGCCAAGGACGUCAAGUUCUGGCACCGUCUGUUCAAACGAACCGACGACGACAUGAACGCGACGCGGUUUCCGGCCCAAGACGUCGCGCCGGUUAUUGAAGGGUCUGCGGAUCCGUUAGUUGACGCUGAGGCAGGGCUGGUGGCCGAAGAGCUCGGCGUGGCAAAGGAGGGCGUCGCGAGGCGGCCCAGCCCAGUCAGGCAGGACUCGGCAUCCACACCAGCCUCUGCAUCGCCGUUCGCCCGCCUCGGUGGCAUCUCUGCGCGUCUCCCCGCCUCGCCGUCGCAGACCUGGAACUGGACCCAGUUGUCUUCCGCCGUCGGCACCGUCGGCACUGGCGCCAUGUCGGCAUUCAGCACUAUUCGCGCCACGGCCACCGACGCCAUCUCGCAGCUGCGCGACGAGCGUGAGGAGGAGAUGGGGAGCUAUGCGCCGGGUACGGGGAUUGGCGAGGGGCGCCACCCGCCCAGCCGGUCAGCGUCUGGUGCGCUGCCUUCUCGCAAUGUGCGGAUCCCGUCCGAGGCGAACCCGUGGGGUGCGCCGGAGGAGGCGGCGCCAGCGGCGAAGGUUGCACCGCUGGCGAAGCCUGAGCCAGAGAGCAGCACCUGGGCACCCUCCGCUCCAGUUAACAACAGCACAGGUGCCAACCCCUGGGGCGACCCCACGCCGGCAAAGGGCCUCGCCGACCUCUCGCUCUCCGACGCUGCCGCCAAGCCGUCGCAACCCCCACCACGCAAGUCGUCUCUCAAGAGGAGCGACGAGGACAAGGCGCUUGAAGCCGCCGCACUGGGCGGCGACAGCAAGGCGUGGGACCCGCUGGGUGCAUUGUAGUAUAGACUGUGGUAGAUCUUUGCAUGUGACUGUGAUAAC